AUGGCGGUUGAGUUGUUUUUCCCAAAGGGUCCUCUUCUGGUAAAAGAUGAGUACGACUACGACAACCAGCAGUCCCACUCCAGCUCCGAGUCCCACCUCCAGACCAUCCAGCAUCCGCCAUCGAGACCUGGACCAGCGGAGACCUUCGGCUCUCCUGCUCUGCUGCCUCCUUCAGACGGCAGCAGCUCGGCCUCCACCUCAGCCUUCUCCACCAUCACAGCUGGACCAUCGAAUUCCACCCCCGGCUGGAGCAGAGGCAGUAGCUUCACCCCAGCGGUGCCCCAACAUCAGAACGGUCACCUGCAGCACCACCCUCCGAUGCCGCACACGGGACACUACUGGUCCGUCACCAACGAGAUCUCCUUCCAGCCGCCCAUCUCCAAUCACCCUGGUCCGGUGUCUGUGGAGGUGGACUGUUGUGUUGUUGUGUUUGUGAUGAAGUCCGUUGUGCCGCAGACGCCCACUCUGCUGCUGACGCCCAGUCCUCUUCUGUCCAACAUCCACUUCUGGUCCACGCUCAGUCCAGUCGCUCCUCUGAGUCCCGCCACCCGCCGCCAAGGAGCCCACCUGUUCCAGUUCCCUUCCGUGCUCACGCCCUCGUUCCAGAUUCCCAUCCACAGUCUUGACGGGACCAACACGCCGGGCCCCAUCUCUCCAGCCCCUUAG
This is a messenger RNA of Knipowitschia caucasica, 666 nucleotides long. The record is from the annotation of a GenBank genome assembly. NCBI's taxonomy places the organism in Eukaryota, Metazoa, Chordata, Actinopteri, Gobiiformes, Gobiidae.